UAUGGUUCAUCACCCUUCCAUAAACCCUCUCUAACCUCUCUCUCUCUCUCUCUCUCUCUCUCUCUGAAGCAGCCAUGGAUUCCUCCAAGUUCCAUGCCCUCUCCCUCAUCCUCAUGAUCUGCCUCUCCUCGGCCGCCCCAAUUCUCGGCUGUGGCUCGUGCGGCAAGCCCACCCCGAAGCACAAGAAGCCUAGCCACAAGCACCACCCCAAGGGGCCCAUCGUUGUCGACCCACCCAUCGUCAAGCCGCCCAUCACAUUGCCGCCGGUCACAUUGCCGCCCAUCAUCAAACCGCCUGUGACCCUCCCACCGAUCAUCAAGCCUCCCAUCACCCUACCCCCGAUUGUUAAGCCGCCCGUCACCGUACCCCCCAUCACCGUGCCUCCCGUCACCGUCCCUCCCGUCAUUCCCAUUAUCAAGCCCCCGGUGGCCAAGCCCUGCCCGCCCCCACCAAUGACCCCGGCGACUUGCCCGAUCGACACGCUCAAGUUGGGGGCUUGUGUGGACUUGCUAGGAGGAUUGGUGCACAUAGGGCUUGGCGACCCGGUGGUGAACGAGUGUUGCCCGGUGCUUCAAGGGCUUGUCGAGCUCGAAGCGGCGGUGUGCUUGUGCACCACCCUCAAGCUCAAGCUCUUGAACCUCAGCAUUUAUGUCCCUCUGGCUCUUCAGCUCCUGGUCACUUGUGGCAAGACUCCUCCUCCUGGUUACACUUGCUCUCUCUAGACCAAAGUUGCUUUUCGCAGGUUGCUGGACACGCGGAUGAAUUCGACAUGAGAGGAUGUCGAACUUCUCUCUCUCUCUCCUUUUCUUGGUUGGUCUUUGAUGGAUGAUGGGUUGUAAUCUUCAGACAUUUGUUCUUGAAUGGUUGUUGGGUGUGUUUCUUUUUCCUAGUUGACUGGUUGAAGCAAGCAAGAUUCAAAUCAGUUCUUUUGUUUAUCAAUUCAUUGUUGUUUUUAUUAUUGGCCAACUAUCAUAUCAAUCGUACCUUGUUGGGUCU
Molecule: messenger RNA, 996 nt
Organism: Rhodamnia argentea
Lineage: Eukaryota; Viridiplantae; Streptophyta; Magnoliopsida; Myrtales; Myrtaceae
Product: 36.4 kDa proline-rich protein-like
Exons: 2
Coding region: 75-722 (215 amino acids)
Source: RefSeq, a predicted model, not a curated record